Pyricularia pennisetigena is the source of this 2202-nucleotide messenger RNA. RefSeq lists its product as uncharacterized. The transcript has a single exon. The coding region runs from base 1 to 2202 and encodes 733 amino acids. The record is from RefSeq and is a predicted model, not a curated record. NCBI's taxonomy places the organism in Eukaryota, Fungi, Ascomycota, Sordariomycetes, Magnaporthales, Pyriculariaceae.
AUGGACGCGGGCCAAGGGUCGGACUCGGCCUACUACUGGACGCCGAUGAACAACAUUGGCGGCUUCCUGACGUCUGAGGACCUGCUCGACAUGGACUCGUGCCUGAACCUCGACGGGAACAUGUCGACGACAGACUCCAUGUCCACCGACGGCGUGGAGCACUGUAACAUGUUCACGCUCGACGCCAGCGACGGGCUCAACAUCAAGCAGGAACACUCUCCUUCCUUGUCCUUCCUGCCGGGUGAGCAGGGGAUAGAUGCUAUUGCUUACGCGUCUGCGGCAGACGAGCAGCGGCAAAACCAACCGUGCAAACAAAACCUCCACGACGAGCUCGAACAGCAGCUGAGGAGCCUGUCGCCCAGCAACUGCUUCGACGUCAGCAACACGGGCUCAAACUCGGACACGGAGAUCCUCAGAUUCGAGCACCUCUCGGUUCACUCGCCGCGGAAGCCCGCCGCCGUCCCCGCCUCGGCGCCCGUUUCCAGGAGGGGGUCGCCCAAGAAGGUGACGGACCGGCUGGCUGGCGUGUGCUCGGGCAUAUACAAGAAGGCAUCGGCCACGCUGGGGAGGGCCGGGACGCAUCAACAGCACCAGCACCACCACUCCCGCUCGAUCAGCAACGGCCUGCGGCAGAGGCUGGAAAGGGAGGAGGAGCCUGAGGAGGGAAUGACGGUGGCGCCGCUCAAUAUACAUCGCGUGAUGCCUACGUAUGAGGGCCUGCCCAUCACGCCACCGCUGAGCGGGCGGGCUUUAACACAGCAGCAGCAACCAUUUGUCUCGGGUCCCGUUGAAGACCCCUUCAACUCCAAGCCCAACCCGGGCGGUCGACAAAUGCCGACAGUCCUGCCCAAAACCCCCAGCGGCACUCCGCUGCUCACUUCCCAAGACAUGUCGGCGGCGCAGCAGGUGUAUGCAACAGCAAACUACGCCGCAAUGCCAGUGACGAGCGCCGCCUCCAUCGACCCGGAGCUGUGGGCCGCCGCUCAGUUCAAGCUGCUCCCUCAGUUCUGGGAUGGGACGGCGCCGGCGGGUCUUCCUCACGUCGAGUCGGCCGUGCCCUCACCCUUGGCAAUAGACAGUAUGGAUGCAAGGGAAGACCUGGGUUACGCUUUUGCUGCAUCCGCUGCUGCUGCUGCUGCUGGUGGCGGCGCCGCCAACAAUACAGCACCCACCGCGGCCAUGAUGAUGACGAGGAAACAAUCAAGCCGUAACCUCACCGCGGCUCAGGCCAACCAGCAUGGUACCAUCUCCAUGUCCCAGCUGGACCUCACCAACGACGGACUGAUGAUACACAUGCCGCAGCCGAGGGGCCCUCCACACGCUGCGACGCUUCUCGCACUGCAACAACAACAACAACAACAACAACAACAUCAGCAGCAGCAGCAGCUCCUGAACCAGUAUCACAACGUCCAUCAACAGCAGCAACAGCACCAUCAUCAUCUCCUACCGGGCGCCAAUUUCUCAACACAGCCUCAAACCGUCCCUAUGCUCUCACCGGACGUCUCCCACAGGCCAGAUCACGGCAUCCACCAGCAGCAACAAGCGCACAACAACAGCCACCACCACCCCCACCACCGACGGCCCAAACCCAAAGCCCCAAGCUCAGGGGCCCGCCACACCGGUCCCGGCGGCUCGCUCGCCAGCCCACGCAAGACCUCAUCCGGCGCCAGCCCUCGCAAGGUACCGUCGCACGCGAGCCCACGCAAGGCAUCGGGCGGCAGCGGCUCGGCGCGGUCCACGACGUCACCGUCCCCGAAGCCGCGGCAGUCGCAGCAGCAGCUGCUGCAGGGGUCGCGGCGGAGCACGUCGAUGCAGUCUCUGCGGGACGGCGGCGAGACCUUGUCGUCGUCGUCAUCGGCCACGGCAGCGAUCCGCAAGCGGCGCUCGUGGGCAUCGCGGCCGGACCUGGACCUCUACACCCUGGAGAGCCAGCAGCAGCACCAUCAGCAGAGGCGGCAGACGUCGUCGGACAGAUCGGCGGCGGCGGCGGGCAGCCUCAGCAUCGGCUUCGUCAACUACACGGCCAUGGACCACGACGUCCUCAUGGCCGGAGUGGCGCCCAGCGGGUCGUCCAAGACCAAGGCGCGGCGGGAGAGGGAGAACCGCGAGCGCGAGGACAGGAUGAAGGAGGCGUUUGUGCAGGCCGUCUCGGCCGCCGGUGGGGAUGCCGGCCGAUUUAUGAGCGGGGCCAUUGCUAUAUAG